Messenger RNA from Paramecium tetraurelia, 1479 nucleotides. RefSeq lists its product as uncharacterized. Lineage: Eukaryota; Ciliophora; Oligohymenophorea; Peniculida; Parameciidae. The record is from RefSeq and is a predicted model, not a curated record. The transcript has a single exon. Gene Ontology annotation, molecular function: GTP binding.
AUGAUUUAAGAAAAUGAUUAAUACCAAAUAUAUGAAAAGAUGAUUGAUAGGAUAAGUGAAUUGUUGAUAACAUUUGAUAAAUAGUUAUCUUAAAAUUUAACAGUCGCAAUGCUUGUAGGAUAUACAGCAAAUGGGAAAAGCACCUUAUUUAAUUUCCUCUCAGGGUUUGAAUUCUAAAUAAAAUAAGAAGAAAAUAAAAAAUCUAAAUUUCUCGCUCUAAAAUACCCUAAUCAAAAAUAUGCUUCAGAUAUGGCGAAUGGAGUAAAAUCAGUAACAAAGGAACCUCAUUAUUACUAUAAUAAAAAUAAUAACUGCUUAUUAAUUGACUUUCCUGGAUUUAAUGAUACGGAAGGAGCUAUGUCAUAAUCUUUUAUAUCAAUCUUGUUCAAUAGAUUAGUGAUAAAAACUCCUAUUAGAAUCAUUAAUGUUAUUAAAACUACUGAUGGAAUUUUGCCUAAUAGAGCUACUGAAAUUUAGAGCUUUAUUGCUCGAUGCUUUGGCUAAAAAACAUCAGACUUUUCCUCAGUAACAUUAGUGCUCAAUUAGUAUAUGGAUGAUUUAAAUGAUAAAGAUCUUAUUGUUGAUGUAAAAUAUUAAUUGAGCGAAUUUUAAGAAACAGCAAAUGAAAAUAUAGCAGUAAUAAGAAAAAUAAAAGAUGACAGAGACCUUGAAAUGAUAUUUAACUAAGCAAAUAGAAAAUAAAUAUGGAAAGUUAUUGAAAAAUCAAAUCCGAUCAAAUUUAAACCAACUCAAUUUUAAAAAUAAGCAGAGCUAGCAAACUUAAUUCAUAACAAAUGCAAUUCAAUUAUGUAAAAUUUAGUUAGCGAAAUCUGUUGGCAUAUCGAUAAUUUUCUGAAUAAUUUAAAUUAAUAAAGUAUAGAAGCGUUGUAUGAGAAAUUUUACAUCAUAGAAUUACUUAUAAAAAAAUAGCUUCAUCUAAACGCUUUUUCUUGGCAUCUUGAAUUAUUAGAUUAAAUGUAAGAGAUUGCAGCAAUAUUAGGGUGGAAAAAUAAUUAGAAAAUCGAAAUUGACAUCUUUUUAAAGAUUUUUAAAUUUGUAUCGUAAGAAGAAGAUAUUAUUUAAAUCAAAGAUUUCUUAAAGAUUAAUUCAUAAUUACUCCAAAACAAUUUAAUCAUUCAAAAGUAAACAAUAAUGAAUAGGAUGUUAGCAAUUGAGAAAAAAUAACUUUAAGAUUAAAAAGAACGAUAAAAAAUUUAAAAUGAAAAUCUUUUACGUUAAUAACAGAUCGAUCAAAGUAAAAAGGAUUUAGAAUCUUUAAAUUACAGGCGUACCUAGUUGUUAAAUGAAUAAACCCAAAUUAAAGACUGUUUGUUUUAAGAUAAAUACAAUAAAUAAUGUUUUAAUUAUUCUGCAUCUUAACCUACAAACUAGGCUUUUGGACAAAAUUACCCUGUAACCAAAUUAUCCACAACAUCCCUAUAAUAACAAUUGGAUAGACAAUCGUGCAUUUUAAUAUGA